AUGGCCCACGUUCAAUGCUUUCCCGUCUCCGUCCCACCCUCGCGAAUACCGCACUCCGCUACGUGUCCUCCGGAAAUGACGUAUUCUUCAGACCUAGAUUCGUCGGAGUUGGUACCACCGGAGUUCGUGUGUCCGCUGUCGCGCGCCAUCAUGCGCGACCCUGUCAUCGCGCCCACCGGCCAGUCGUACGACCGUGCGAGCCUUGACCACUUCCGCGCGCGCGGCGGUUGCUUCUGCCCCAAGACGGGGGCUGCACUCGCGGACUGCGCGCUCAUUCCCAACGACGCGCUCCGCCAGCUCAUUGCCGCCUGGUGCCUUUCUCACGCCACGCGCGUCCCUACCCCUCCUUCUCCCCCUCCUCCCCUUUUCUCCUCGUCGCCCCUCGGCCCCUCUCCCGCCGCCCUCCCUGCGCGCUCAGCGCCAGUCGUCAUCAACGGGCUCGCCUCUCCCCCGCGCUGCGCGCCCUCCUCGCCACUGCGGUCGCCCCUUUCUCCGCUUCAGCGCCGCCAUUCUUUCCAACCGAACCGCAGCGCCUCCGCUUGCAGGGGCCACGGUGACGAACUCCCGGCGCCAGACGCGGCGGGCUUGGCGAUUCCGCGGCACGUGAUAGGCGCGGGCAGCAGCGGCAGGUCUCUGUGUCGCACCAUCUCGCCUCUCUCCGAGACCGCAUCGCUCGACUGGGCCGCCGCUGGCAGCGCCGCUAGCAGCCCCUCCACGCCUCUCCACGCCUCCCGCCACCGCCACAAUCAGCAGCUCGCCGUCACGUCACAGGACGACGCAAAUGACGUGGCGUUCUGCUCGUACCUCUCCGCCAGCGCGUCGUUCUCCCGCCUGCAGCCGUCUAAUCCCAACUCGCCACAUGGCAGUCGCCGCCGCAGCAAGGACACGCCCGUGCGAGAUAUGCGGCCAUUCGUGGACGCACUGCAGGAUGCUGACGUGGCAGUGAGGCGGGUCGCCGCGGAGGCCAUCCACGUGGCAGUGAAGGAGGCGGAAGAGAACCGCACACGAUUGGUGCAGGCGGGUGGCGUGGCGCCGCUGCUGGCUGCGGCGCAGUGCGACGAUCAAGGCACGGCACAGAGCGCAUGCGCUGCCCUGCUGUACGUGUCACUGGCACGCGAGGGGGCGAGGGAGGUGGUGGCGCGCGGAGGCAUCCCCAUACUGGUAGACGUGCUGCGUCCCGCAGGAGAGGUGGGCGGGCAGGGAGAGGCGGCUGAAGCCACCAAGGCCAACGCAGCUGCGGCGCUCUUCACUCUGUCAUCCACCAAGGAGGAGCGCAAGCGCCUUGUGCGCUCUGCUGGUGCCAUGCCACACCUGGUGCACCUGGUGCAGACGGCACACACGCCCCGAGCGCUCAAGGAUGGGUGCCUGGCGCUGUACGGGCUGGUGGGGUUGCAGCAGGCGGCAGAGCAGGCAGUGGCGCUGGGAGUGGUGACGGUGGUGGUGGGUCUGCUGGAGAGGCAUGGCGAGGGCGUGGAGGAGAAGGCAGCGUCGCUGCUGGCCGUGCUGGCUCGCUGCGAGGUGGGUGUGGCAGCCAUUGUGAACGAUGAGGAUGCGCUGCCUGUGCUGGUGGAUGUGAUGGAAGGCAGCUCGCAGCAUGCUGCUGACAAGGCAGCGUGCACUCUGCUGGCCGUGGCACGGCAUGGUGGGGAUGCCAUGGCUCGGAGAAUAAUGGCCGAAGGGUGCCUGCCUCCACUGGCCAAGCUUGCAGCGAAAAGUCAGGCAAGCUCUGAUUCCCGUGCACUGUUGGACAUUCUUAGGAACUUGGGACAAUGCAACGAGUAG
This is a messenger RNA of Closterium sp. Yama58-4, 1782 nucleotides long. NCBI's taxonomy places the organism in Eukaryota, Viridiplantae, Streptophyta, Zygnematophyceae, Desmidiales, Closteriaceae. The record is from the annotation of a GenBank genome assembly.